This is a messenger RNA of Dreissena polymorpha, 2628 nucleotides long. RefSeq names its product cell death abnormality protein 1-like. The coding region runs from base 431 to 1891 and encodes 486 amino acids. The record is from RefSeq and is a predicted model, not a curated record. Gene Ontology annotation, molecular function: scavenger receptor activity. Lineage: Eukaryota; Metazoa; Mollusca; Bivalvia; Myida; Dreissenidae. The transcript has 12 exons.
UCCUACGACCUCGUUUGAGACUUUGUUCAGUAAACAUAAUACUAUGCCUCGUGUGCGAAUUAUCCAUCUAGACAGAUGAGUGUGAUUUACAGCAUGUGAGUAAAACAAUUACUUGGAUAUUACUCAGAUUGAGAUAUUGGAGGUCACAUCGACCAUGAAUAGAGUGCGAACUGCUUCUACUCCUACAAAAUAGAAGAUUCAAUAUAUCCCACCGGCCUUCUCUUGCGCAUCACAGCGUAGAACAGCGAAUGACUAAAAGAGUCUGAACACAGUCAUAAACAUGUCAAUGUACUCCGAAGAGAUGAGUAGCCUAGAAAACAUCUUUUGCUGGACAUGAUUUUAUAUGGUGUGAUAAGCAAGCUUAAAAAGACUGUGCCUUUCCUUCAAAAGCCUUGUUCCUGAGGCUGCUCAGCACAUUUGGUGUGAGGAAAUGAUUUCAACCAGUAUGCACCUUGUGUGGAUUAUCUGCAGUUCACGACUUGCAAUGGAUCUGGUGCAAUCCUAUGAAGUGCCUGUUUAUUGCACCGUUACCUCACAUCCCGAGAGGCAGAUUGAACUAUAUAUAAGAACCAACCAAACAUUCGAAUGCACAAUAUCUCGUCCGAAUGCUAGUUCAGAAGUUAUCGAAUGCAUAUCUCGAGCUAAAGACUGCACAGACACAGGAAAGGAACAUUUAUCCGAUAAGUAUUUUUCCAAUCGUACAUCGACACAUACUACUCUAAUCAUCCGAAAUGAAACGAACAAUUUCAAUGUGUCAUGUUACAACCCAUACAAUAUCAGUGGUACACGCACACAUCUAGAGAUCCCCUUUGGAUGUAACACUACAAAAUCAGACUGUGCCGACGGGACUUUCGGUGUGGCAUGUGACGGCCGCUGCUACUGUGUCGACGGUGUGGCUUGCGAAAAGGACACCGGGGAGUGUCCGGCAGGCGGCUGCUCCCCAGGGUACAAGGGUCCGCAGUGUGAUACAGAGUGCAAUGACGGCAAAUAUGGCGACGCCUGCCUCCAAGAUUGUGGGUCAUGCGCAAACGUUGACGUUUGUGAUCACGUGACCGGACGGUGUCCAAACGGAUGUUCUGAUGGAUGGCUCACUGACACGUGCCAAACGGAUGCUUCGGAAAGAGGUCUUACCCAGAGCGAGAUAGCGGGUAUUAUAAUUGGGUGCAUUUGCAUUGUUUCCAUACCGAUUUUGAUUGUGAUGAUCUGGAAAAGACGGGAGAAAUGUCCAUGUUUUGAGGCAAGAAAUGAGCAGAUCCCACUGGAAGGGCGUGUUACCAGUGAUCCAUCUGAAGAAUCAAAGCGACUGUUACAAACAGCUAAUCCAGUACAAGACAAUACCAACACUCUACACGAAGUGAGUACCAACGAAAAUGAAGCAAACGAUUGUCAUGCUCAACCAUCCACGGGAAGGCUUGCCAAUACCGAAACUACAUCCGAAAAGGGGGCCAGCGCUAAUGGAACAACUGGUGUAAACGACGGAGUUUUCAUUUUACAUGCGACGGACGAUGAAAACAUAGCCAGAACAAUCAAGGAGAAGAUAGAACGGGAGCUUGGAUCAAAUGACAAGCAGUUAGUAGAUGUGUCUGCGGAUGUUGGUUUGGGUGAGGGAAAAUUAAGUUACAUUGAGAACGUUUUGAUUACGUACAGAUGGAUAUUAUUUCUUGAAACUCCUCAUUCCCAAACAGACAGCAUACACUUGCAAAACGGUGAAACAGUUAAAGUUGACAAUUUGUAUGCACAAAAUAAUGACGACAAACCUCGCUUCAUCCCAAUGUUAUCCAAUAUUAAACAGAGAGAACUAAAAAGGUCUUGGUUGAAGGCUUUGAUCCCUUUACAUGAUUCAGAACACGACAUCAAGAAUUUUGUGAAAACGAUACGCGGUGUUCAAUAAUCGGCACUAAUUAUUCCAGAAAGACAUUGAGAUGCAAAUUAAUAGCACACGUUUGUGUUAACAAAUCACCACCACUCACUUUGUUUAUUGAUUCUCCCUGACGGUUUAACUGAAUGAUUGUUUGUGUAUUCCUGCGAUUUAGUGUGUUUAUCUAACUUGCGCGGAAACGGAUAUCCCAUAAACCAGAAUCACGGACACCAAUGUCGUGUUAUGUAUUAGCUUGUAUAGCUGUAUCAAUUGUAUUGUAGAACAAUGUCGUGUUAUGUAUAAGCUUGUAUAGCUGUAUCAAUUGUAUUGUAGAACAAUGUCGUGUUAUGUAUCGGCUUGUAUAGCUGUAUCAAUUGUAUUGUAAAACAAUGUCGUGUUAUGUAUAAGCUUGUAUAGCUGUAUCAAUUGUAUUGUAGAACAAUUGCAUAUUAUUUGGAUAGUAUGAAAACUUGUGUACAUAUUUCGUAGUUUGUAAAACAUGUAAUUACAAUCUGUAUGAUUUGUAGGUAACCGAUACCAUUAACAAGUUGAAUACAAAUAUGAACACCCAACGUCUUUGUAUAUAAAUAUAUAUAAAGAAUCGACUAUGUGACUAUUAAAAUUCCAUAUGCAUUCAUGUGUUCUUUCCGUAAAAGUUACAAAAAUAACAUUAAGGUCGUCGUUUUACCGCUCUCAUAUGUUUAUGAGAGCUAAGUUAGUCCAUGCCUCAAGUAAUAUAUGCAUUUGAAAACGGAUCGAAUUGGCUCUGC